This is a messenger RNA of Colletotrichum phormii, 1242 nucleotides long. RefSeq lists its product as uncharacterized. Gene Ontology annotation, molecular function: FAD binding; monooxygenase activity. NCBI's taxonomy places the organism in Eukaryota, Fungi, Ascomycota, Sordariomycetes, Glomerellales, Glomerellaceae. The transcript is spliced from 3 exons. Bases 1 to 1242 code for a protein of 413 amino acids. The record is from RefSeq and is a predicted model, not a curated record.
AUGGAUAGAGUCCACAAAGGCGGUGUUGUCAUCAUUGGCGCUGGUCUGAGCGGUACUGCUCUGGCCUUGGCCCUCGAUCAGAAGUCUAUUCCGUGCCGAAUUUAUGAAGCAAGAAGCGCGGACGCAGAUGUUCUCACCAGUGGUGUCGUUCUGACUCCAAAUGGUUGUCGUGUCCUUGACGAAAUCGGUGUUCUUGGCCGUAUUGAAGCCAAGAGCUUUCUCUUCGAGCACAGAAUUAAUCAGACCAUCUCCACAAGAACGAUUUCUUUUCAUGAUACGAAGAAUUAUCAUGCCUACCGACUGUAUCGUCUUGCACUUCUCCAAGAGAUGAAGAGAAUGUUGGCGGAGAAAAGUGUACCGGUGUAUUAUGAUGCCAAAUUCGAGAAAGUCAUCAGCGAUACCUCUGACGUAGUCACAUUCCAGGUUGAUGGCAAGAUGGAACAUGCAGCCAUUCUGAUUGGAUCCGACGGCAUACACUCAACCCUCCGGCGUUAUCUUACAGACCUGAUUCCCACUUAUACAGGCAUAUUUUGCGUGUAUGGACACAUUCUGACCAGCUCCGUCAACUGGCCCGACAAAGAGUUCUCCGCUACCAGCUGCACGAUUCUAGGCAAACCAGGCAGUCUGUUUAUGGUACCCGAAGAGGCUGACGGUGUGACGCUUAUGGUCGGCACACAGUUCCCGCACCCAGAGCAAGGCCGAGAGGGCUGGCAAACGUUAGCCGCCAGCCCCGAGUCCUUGGUUACACUGCUGCAAAGGGACUAUGAUCAGUGGCAUGAUACGGCAAGACACAUCCUCGAUCAGCUAUGCAGCCGUUCAAACCGCCUUUUGAGUUGGCCGUUUUAUACUAUGCCAAAAUUGCCUAGUUGGUCGUCAUCGUCCGGAAAUGUCAUAAUCAUUGGAGACGCUGCUCAUGCUAUGCCAGCAUCCUCGGGACAGGGUUUCAACCAGGCCUUGGAAGAUGCCUACUCUUUAGCAAGGCUCAUCUCUGUAGAUUGGACCCCGGAGAAACGGCCCCUUGGCCUUGAGACCUGGCAGUCCUGGCGACAGACUAAAAUAGACCGGGUGCUUCUCAUGACCCAAGCCACAAAUUUGAAGAGAUCUGCUGAAGAGACCAGGCAGCCUUCGACGACAUCAGCUGGUGCUGAAUCGGCCCGUCUAGAUGGGACGCGGUGGUUGUUCGACAUAGACUUGAAUGGUUUCGAGGCAAGACUGGCAGAGAUCGGAUUCAACGUCACAUAA